AUGUAUACCAGAGACUAUAAUCCGAAGCCCCGGAAAGGCGUUGUCAGGAUGGACCCUGACUGUGCCAUAUGCCAUGCCCCGGCCUCCCUCGCUUGCGAGUGCGAAGCGAAGAGCCUGGAGGUGGCCGUCCGCCAAGCCGAGAGUCGUAUGAUGCAGUCAAUAUUGAAUGAUAUACGCUCAUGGGUUCGAGCUCACGCACAGGACUACAUCCUUGAGUACUUUCGACUCCUGACUGAGCGACGCAAGGCGGCUCACGCCCAGCAUCUGGACCGGCUCUCAGCCCACUCGUACCACUACUACCAUGCACCACCGCAUCCCAAUGAGAUUGCUGCCGCCCAGGCGCAACUGAAGCGAGGCAUUGACGAAGAUUGGCAAGCAUCCGUCCAACGGUACCCCGAGGUGCUCGAGUACUUCUACAGCUUGGUCGAAUUGAGCUUGCCCGACGACAACGAGCCUGCCGUCAAGGACCCCCCCCUCAGCGCCCUCAGCGGACCCCGCAACAAGCCAGCGCGCCGUCCCGGUGCCGCCACUACUGUGGCCAGCGGGCCCAGCCUCGCCACGCAUGAGCGAGACUUGCCCCUGCCUCGAGGCCGAACACCACCACCACUCGAGCCUCCGCGGGAAAGGAGGACACCCGGGCCGCGGGACCGGAGACAGUCCUACAGGGGAGUGCCGCCACCGCCGCCAUCCUACUAUCCCCCGCCUUACUGA
Molecule: messenger RNA, 711 nt
Organism: Parathielavia appendiculata
Lineage: Eukaryota; Fungi; Ascomycota; Sordariomycetes; Sordariales; Chaetomiaceae
Exons: 2
Coding region: 1-711 (236 amino acids)
Source: RefSeq, a predicted model, not a curated record